GCAGCAUCCAGCCGAAGAUCCUGCCAGCGGUUUCGCUGGCCAUGCUGCGGCACCAGGGCAGGUUCUUCACGUUCGCUGAGGUCCAGGGGGAGGCUGUCAACUGUGCGGUCAAGGUGCUGGUGACAGAGGGCCUUGCCGACACGUUCGGCAUAAGCACGUCGGCGUCUGGGAUUUCAAUGGCUGACUGGUUCCGGUCGAUGGUCUUGACAAAUAUAGCUACUAAACUCACCGCUGCUGCCAACAAGCCCAACCAAGAUGAGGCUGUUAACGAUUUAACCGAUGACGUAUUCAAGACGAUUGACAUCAUCCACCCUGCCUUCAUUGCCCACGCUGACGAUUGCUAUGACUCCGUGCUCCAUGUCUCGAACAUCUUGGCCUCCAGCCGCGGUGACGACAAGGUCUCCCCCAGCAAGAUCGGCCUGGCCAUGGAUUACAUUGAGAAGCAGAAACACAUGACGAAUAUCAAGGACGCCUUCCACUUCAGCACCGUCGGGCCGGCUGCCAUGUCAGCUUGCCAGCGCCAGCUGGCGCUGACUGCCAAGGGCGACCUUGGCGACAAGAAGAUCGAUAGGGCCUCCGCAAUCUUGAACGACCUGGCCUCGUUCCCAACGUUGCUUCGGGGCCUGGAGGAGCUGCCCUCAGAACCGACGACGCUCGAGGUUGUGAACUUCGGUCUCGUCAAGACGGGCGGAGCCGCGAAGCUGUGGGGCAAUAGCUGCGAAGAGCAUGCGCCCGGAGUCGUCGAGUUCAUGGAUGCAGCUAUCUUUGCCCUUCCGGAUGUCGACUGCGUCGCUACGGUGUUCCUCUCAGCCAAUUUUGCCAAGGGUGGCCUGGGCGUUUCGCAGCGAGCGGUCGUUGUUCAAUCGUUGCCAGCAGUUCUCAUCCAUCCAGAUUACCAGACGCUGUCCCAGACCGUGCAGAAGCACUUUGUCAACGAUUGUGGCUUGCAGUUCAGCUGCGAACGCCCGAUGGAGAUUGUCGGCCAGUUUCCGCGCGGGCUGAAGGAAGCCAUAGUGACGAGUGCGAAUUUUUACCUCGGCAACCUCGCGCCCAUCGCGAAGAACAUCCAGUCCCGCAGCAGCAUCAAGGACAUGGUCGAGCGCGUGGGCGCCGCCCAGACGCUGAGAGAUAGCGGCCCUGCCUUGGAUGAGUGGCUGCAAAAGCAACUGACAGGGGAUGAGAAAUCAACCUUCCUGCCAUCUGCCCUCGAAGUUGCGAGCGCCUCGGGCCCCAUCGAACACCUGGCCGCGCACUGGAUUUGCCCCAGCGGAUCGCGGACUGCGCUUUGCACGGUCAAGUUCCCAGACCAGCCCGACUUCGAGGACAUCGGGGCCAUCCUCCAAUUUGCGAUUGGAUUGCCACGAGAGGUCAGGAGCUUACCGCUGGCAUCCCACAUGCGUGCUGGCGCUUUGGACGCCUCAGUUGACGAGUUCAUGGGCGCUGUGCGCAUCAGUGGCAUCAUCGUGGAGGUGGCUCUCGACUCGACUCCCAGCUGGUGGAAAGAUAUCGCUUCCUUCUGCUCGGCCUCGUUCCCCCAGCGCGCCUCGGAUACCGCCGGGAAGGCCGUCGCCUCGGACGAGUGCCGCUGGGAGUGCGACGGGGCCAGGAUGGCGUUUCACAUUGUCUGCGAGAUGAUGGGCGUUCCGAUGAUCAAGUCCCAGUACCAGCGCGACGAU
Prorocentrum cordatum is the source of this 1676-nucleotide messenger RNA. The record is from the annotation of a GenBank genome assembly. Lineage: Eukaryota; Dinophyceae; Prorocentrales; Prorocentraceae.